AUGUCACAUUUAAUUACUUUAGCUACUUGUAAUUUGAACCAAUGGGCCCUGGAUUUUGAAGGUAAUAGAGAUCGUAUCUUAGAAUCUAUUAGAAUUGCCAAAGAAAGAGGUGCCAGGUUACGUGUUGGGCCAGAGCUAGAAAUAACUGGUUAUGGAUGUUUGGAUCAUUUUUUGGAGAAUGAUGUUUGUCUUCAUUCAUGGGAGAUGUAUGCCCAGAUCAUCAAGAAUAGAGAAACUCAUGGGUUAAUACUUGAUAUUGGCAUGCCAGUUUUACAUAAGAAUGUUCGGUAUAAUUGUCGCCUCCUAUCACUGGAUGGCGAGAUACUGUUUAUAAGGCCAAAGAUUUGGUUAGCAAAUGAUGGCAAUUAUAGAGAAAUGAGGUUUUUCACUCCUUGGAUGAAACCUGGCGUAGUGGAGGACUUUAUACUCCCACCUGAAAUUCAGAAAGUUACUGGUCAGAGGCUUGUGCCAUUCGGUGAUGCUGUGAUAAAUUCACUAGAUACAUGCAUCGGUACAGAAACUUGUGAAGAGCUAUUCACGCCUCAAUCGCCUCACAUCGCCAUGUCAUUAGAUGGCGUGGAAAUCAUCACAAACUCAUCUGGUUCUCACCACGAACUGCGUAAGUUGAAUAAAAGAUUAGACUUGAUCCUAAAUGCUACUAAACGUUGUGGUGGUGUUUACUUGUAUGCAAAUCAAAGAGGUUGUGAUGGUGACAGAUUAUAUUAUGAUGGCUGCGCCUUAAUUGCCAUUAAUGGUACAAUUGUAGCCCAAGGUUCACAGUUUUCUCUAGAUGACGUGGAAGUCGUUACUGCUACUGUAGACCUAGAAGAAGUGAGAAGUUAUCGCGCGGCUGUCAUGUCUCGCGGCUUACAGGCUUCUUUAGCAGAAAUAAAGUUCAAACGUAUUGAUAUUCCGGUAGAAUUGGCUUUAAUGACCUCCAGAUUUGAUCCUACAAUAUGUCCGACAAAGGUCCGGGAGCCUUUUUACCACUCUCCUGAGGAGGAAAUUGCUUUGGGCCCUGCUUGCUGGAUGUGGGAUUAUUUAAGGCGUUGUAACGGUACAGGGUUUUUCCUUCCCUUGUCUGGGGGUAUUGACUCUUGCGCAACAGCAAUGAUUGUUCACUCUAUGUGUCGUUUAGUAACAAACGCUGCUCAGAAUGGAAAUGACCAAGUCAUUAAAGACGUUCGUAGGAUAACACGUAGUGCCGACGAUUGGAUUCCAAGCACUCCGCAGGAGAUAGCCUCAAAAAUAUUCCAUUCAUGUUUCAUGGGUACUGAAAACUCUUCUAGGGAGACAAGAAGUAGGGCCAAAGACCUCUCUAGUGCUAUUGGAUCCUACCACGUCGAUUUAAAGAUGGACUCAUUAGUAUCCAGUGUGGUAUCCUUAUUUGAAGUUGCUACGGGUAAAAAACCAAUAUUUAAAAUAUUUGGUGGGUCCCAGACCGAGAACCUUGCUUUGCAAAAUAUUCAAGCGCGCCUAAGAAUGGUUCUUUCUUAUCUUUUUGCGCAACUAUUGCCGUGGGUUCGUAGCAUUCCAAAUUCUAGCGGUUUGCUUGUGUUGGGUAGUGCCAAUGUUGAUGAAUGCUUGCGUGGCUAUUUAACAAAGUAUGAUUGCUCUUCCGCUGACAUCAACCCUAUUGGAGGCAUAUCAAAGACUGACUUGAAAAGAUUCAUUGCAUAUGCAUCAAAAGAAUAUGACAUGCCAAUAUUGAAUGACUUUUUGAAUGCUACCCCUACUGCAGAACUGGAACCUAUGACGAAAGAUUAUAUUCAAUCAGAUGAGAAGGACAUGGGAAUGACCUAUGAGGAGUUGGGGGUAUUUGGUUACCUUAGAAAGGUUGAAAAAUGUGGUCCUUAUUCGAUGUUCCUGAAACUUCUUCAUCAGUGGUCUCCCAAGUUAACACCUCGUCAAAUAUCUGAAAAGGUUAAAAGGUUUUUUUUCUUCUACGCUGUCAACAGGCAUAAACAAACUGUGUUAACUCCUAGUUAUCAUGCUGAACAAUAUUCACCAGAGGACAAUAGAUUUGAUUUACGACCCUUUCUAAUCAAUCCAAGAUUUCCGUGGGCCUCAAAAAAAAUUGACGAAGUUGUUGAACAAUGCGAAUCACAUAAAGAUUCGCAACUUGACAUUAUGUCAAUUGAUUAG
Molecule: messenger RNA, 2145 nt
Organism: Saccharomyces kudriavzevii IFO 1802
Lineage: Eukaryota; Fungi; Ascomycota; Saccharomycetes; Saccharomycetales; Saccharomycetaceae
Gene: QNS1
Product: glutamine-dependent NAD(+) synthetase
Exons: 1
Coding region: 1-2145 (714 amino acids)
Biological process (GO): NAD+ biosynthetic process
Cellular component (GO): cytoplasm
Molecular function (GO): ATP binding; NAD+ synthase (glutamine-hydrolyzing) activity; glutaminase activity
Source: RefSeq, a predicted model, not a curated record